ACGGAAGAAUACCAAUAUCGUAAAUUAUUGCGAAGCAUCUUGUUCGGUAUAAAUGAUAAUCUAGAACCUUGUAUGAAAUAUGAUACAAAUAUUUAUUACAAAUUUUUGAUUCCUCCAUAUAACGCUAGUAAUAAGAUGUACAAAAGUUUUAUUAGUGAAAGUAUGGAGUAUAAUGAUAUGGUCGAAUUUCAACACCUAUUGGAUUCAAAUGUGAAUUAUACCCAAGAAGUUGUUCUUAAUUGGACUCAAUCGCUAAAAAACUCUGGCAUAUCAUUUGAUCUUGCUGUACUUCUUGACAAUCAAUCCAUCAUGAAUCUCGCAAGACUUAAAAAAGUCAUUUCCAAUAUCUCUCCAAUUCAACUCCAAAAUAUUGUAUGGAGUCGAUUUGAUGAUUCAUUUGCUGAUGAUAUGUUCGUAAUUCUUGGCAGUAAAGCCAUUCACACCAUCCUAUCUAAUAAAGAUCUCAUCCACAAAUCUGAUAAUCAAAACAUAAUCACACUUGCUUAUUUAUAUACAAAAAGUAAACGUCAAACUCCUUCAAACA
Messenger RNA from Dentiscutata heterogama, 544 nucleotides. The record is from the annotation of a GenBank genome assembly. Lineage: Eukaryota; Fungi; Glomeromycota; Glomeromycetes; Diversisporales; Gigasporaceae.